AUGUGUCAAGCUGGAUGUGGUAAAACCAUUCUAAGCUCUUCCAUCAUCAAUCACCUCUCCAAAACACAAUCAUCUUGUGCAACUGCUUAUUUCUUUUUUGAUGGCAGAGAUUCUCAAAAGGAAUUACAGCUGCAUGAUAAACUGAUUUGA
This is a messenger RNA of Laccaria bicolor S238N-H82, 150 nucleotides long. RefSeq lists its product as uncharacterized. The record is from RefSeq and is a predicted model, not a curated record. Lineage: Eukaryota; Fungi; Basidiomycota; Agaricomycetes; Agaricales; Hydnangiaceae. The transcript has 2 exons. Bases 1 to 150 code for a protein of 49 amino acids.